GAAAAAAAUAAUAAAAAAAUGAAUGCGGAAAAAAAUCGCAAGGCGUUGGUUUUUUUAUACAAAAAUGCAGAAGCGAGGCAGAAAAAGGUUAUGCAAUCAGAAUUUAUCUGCUAAAUUCAGAAGAUCUUUGAUCCCUGUUCGCAAUAUGGUCUGUUAAUUUUUGACAGCACCUGGAUAGUUUGUAACCUCUUAUAGCAGAGAAGGUGUGAUAGUGGCUUCAGAUUCCCACCAAUCUAAUACAUUCUCAUGGUCCAAAAGAGAUCAAUCUUUCGAUUUUAGAGUAGAGUUGUACAGGGCACGAUAUUUUCUGAGCGAUAACCACAACGUAUCUGUACCGUACGAACUACUUGCGCCCUGGCAGUGUGGAGACAUAUCCCGAUCGGGAUGUACCCCCAAUCGGGAUCUAUCAUUUUUGCAGCGAAAUUUUGUCUAUACCCCGAACGGGAUAUAGUUUGAAAUUAUAUUCCGAUUAGGAUAUAAUUCGAUAUCCCGAUUGGGAUAUCAGUUGUCCUUUUUAUCUUUCUUGCAGUACUUAUAACUUUUUUUUUUCUGUAGAUAAAAAAUUGGUAUUGUACACAUAUGCACAAGAAGCCAAUUUAUUUGUAGAAAAUUAUAUACAACACUAUCAAACAACGGGAAGUUUGUAUUACCCGAUUAAAGCAUGUGUUGCCGCUUUAAACAAAGCGGCUUAUAUAUCAAGAAAUCGGGUUCUUAAGUAUAUGAAUUCCAUAAAUGGAUUGAUUAUUGUCGAUAAACAAGAUGGAACAACGGUGAAAAAAGACGAAGAAGACGAAGAAGACGAUGAUGACAAAGAAAAUGAAGAAGUAGAAGAAGAAAAGAGUGAUGAAGAAGAAAAGAAGAAAAGAAAUGUGGCCAAGAAAGUGGCGAAAGUAAAGAAAAGUUUGGAAGACGCAUUAUCGAACGAACGGGUUUUAACAAGAAUGCGAAAAAGAAAUAUUCGCAAUUAA
Molecule: messenger RNA, 968 nt
Organism: Didymodactylos carnosus
Lineage: Eukaryota; Metazoa; Rotifera; Eurotatoria; Philodinida; Philodinidae
Source: the annotation of a GenBank genome assembly